UAUGAUUAUCUACAUGUACAAAGGAACCCUGCCUUGGUAAACUUAUCAUAAUGUGGCAGAGAAGGAAAAGACUAAAAUGGUUGGUUAGAUCAAAUAAUAAACAUCAUUAGAAGAAUUGUGUAAGGAUUGUCCUUAAGAAUUUUAUUAGUAACCCUCAUUCAUAUGUAGGUAUUUCCAAUAUGUAAAGCAAUUGCAAUACAAAUCUACUCCUGAUUAUAGAUAUUUACAUUCCUUAUUUGAGUAAAUAUCCAUAAACAAUGGAUUCAAACAUGAUAAAAGACUUGACUGGACUGAAUUCUCUCAAGGGACCACUAAAAUCUCAGGAGAAUAGACCCAGCAAGAUACAAGACAACCAGUUAGGUCGUCUAGAUAAGAUGAUAAAUUUAAAAAUGUUGACUACAUUCCAUCAUAACGGUACAUGUCUUAUUUCAUAAUCAGAUCCGACAUUAAUAAUUUACAAAAAGCAAUUAACAGCAAUAGAAAUAGAGGUAGACAUCAAUCAGAAUAAUGCGUCAAUAAAAGUAAUAACAGUGGAAAUAGUUUCUCAUCUUCGUAUAUCAAUAGUUAGCAAUCUUCCAUUCUUUUAAACUAUUAAAACUCAUAAUUUUCUCAAAGUAAUAUUAGAAUAGGAUCCUCAAAACUAUUAAGCAAAUUAUAAGAAAGGGGAAUCAUCAGUUUACAUUAGGAUUCCAAAGGAUCUCUAAUUUAAUAGCAAUCUUCUAAAUCAUUUCAUGAAAGACACAUGUCCUCUCACUUACAAUAGUAAUUAAUGCCUCAAUAGCAGCAGUCGUUUCAUAACAAUAGUCAGAUCAUGUAACUCUAAUAAGAAGACUUUUAAGAUUUAGAGGAACUUGAAGAAAGACUACAAAAAGAUAAAAAGUCUAAGUAAAAUAUACAUUAAUCAAGAGUUAACGAAAUUAGGCUCAUAAAAGCAGCAAACCAUUAAAAGUCAAAGAAAUUCAAAAUCAUUUUAAGCAAUCUGAUAACUAAACUGAUUUGUAAGGAAUGACAUAAUUAGAAGAAGCAAGUAUCGAAAACAAGCUCUAAAACUACACUUUUAAUGCUCCAAAAUUAAAAUAAAACUUAGCUAAAUAUUGA
Paramecium octaurelia is the source of this 1098-nucleotide messenger RNA. The record is from the annotation of a GenBank genome assembly. NCBI's taxonomy places the organism in Eukaryota, Ciliophora, Oligohymenophorea, Peniculida, Parameciidae.